Molecule: messenger RNA, 519 nt
Organism: Alosa alosa (allis shad)
Lineage: Eukaryota; Metazoa; Chordata; Actinopteri; Clupeiformes; Clupeidae
Product: snaclec agkisacutacin subunit A-like
Exons: 4
Source: RefSeq, a predicted model, not a curated record
AUGAUUCUUAAGCAGCUUUCCAACCUGGGACACCCCUACCUCCUCAAAACCAGCUCUCUGUCAUGGACUGACGCACAAACCCACUGCUGAACGCAACACACAGACCUGACCAGUGUGAGGAACCUUGGUGAGAAUGACCAGCUGGUGGCCCUGCUGAACUCAUCCAGCAGUCAGGAAGCCUGGAUCAGCCUGCGCCGAGUUGGCUGGGAGUGGACCGACGGAAGUGACCCCUCCUUCAAUUACUUCCAACGGAAUGCAGGAAACACAGAGAUGAAGAACUGUGCUGCACUGGAUUUUAACCUCAAUGGCAAAUGGGAAGAUGACGUUUGUACCAACCAAUACCCAUUUGUAUGCCACACCAAUGGAGCACAUAGGUUGAUUGUGAGGAUAAACGUAACCUUGCAGAUCACUAGCGUUAACCUGACUGACACUGCAUUGCAAAAUCCCAUCUUGGAGCAGACAUGCCCGCCUACCUGUGGAUACCAUGACAGGAGCACCAACGACGACCCAGCGACAUGA